Molecule: messenger RNA, 318 nt
Organism: Xyrichtys novacula (pearly razorfish)
Lineage: Eukaryota; Metazoa; Chordata; Actinopteri; Labriformes; Labridae
Source: the annotation of a GenBank genome assembly
AUGCUGCUCCUCUCCUCCCCUUUCCUCUCCUCUAUUACCAGCCAAACAGUCAGGGGCUACUGUGAUCGGCAAUCGGAUUUCUUACCAGUGUGUUUCUUCUUCUUCUUCUUCUUCUUCUUCUUCUUCUUCUCCGUUAUAAACUGUCGAAUGAGAGGUCGGAAAAAACAAAACAAAAACAAAAACACGCUGACUCCUCUCCUCGGAUCAGGGAGCUCCCGUCUCGACUUCGCAUGCAGCUUCUUCGGCUCUUCUGCUGAUGUUUUUUCCCUCUCAUUCCCGCCACGACCUCCACACGCCUCCGCUGAAUGUGAACACUGA